UAUAACAUUGUAUUGCCCAGCUCGAUAUCAAGGAAUUAUCACUCGUUUAUCAGACAUCCUGACUCGUCAGAAAGAGAUGGAAAGCAAUAGCGGCUAGUAAUAAGUUCAUUUAGAGCAUGCCUACUUCCAUAGAUGAUUAAAUGUUUGAACAAGCGGUUACUCAUUGUACCUAUUAAGUAAUUUAUUCCGGUUAUAUAAUGUUGGGAUUACAAUUAAUUGUGCUUGUUUUUUGUGCAAUGGGAAUCGAGGCAGAGUACAUUUACCACCGCAAGGCUGGCGGGUCACUGAAGCAUCACAAGCGGCCCGCCACGUGGCAAGAGGCGAGGAUGCGCUGCCAUCUUGAAGGCACAGUUUUGGCGUCGCCGUUAAAUACGGGCCUGCGGGAAGUACUGGAAGAAACAAGUCGUAACGAUUAUAUAUUUGUCGGUUUCCAUGCCAUAUUCUCCAAGGGAGAUUUCUUCUCCAUCGAAGGACUACCUAUUGAAAAAUCAGCAUUGACGUUUCAACCAAAUAACUAUAAGAAUAAGGAGGACUGCGUUGCCAUGAACAGCUUCGGAGUAAUGGAUGUUCCUUGCGAUGAUCCCUUGCCUUACUUGUGCUUUAAGGAAGGUGUUCCUAAGACGGUCGAAAAUGGACCUUGCGGACCGAUUGAAAAUGGGUAUAAGUUGAAUAAUAAAACUGGCAACUGUUACAAGUUUCACACAACAGCGCGCACUUGGUCGCGCGCCUUCAUGACCUGUUCAGUGGAGCGGGCACAUUUGGUGGUCAUCAACAGUGACCUUGAGGCCCAGGUUCUGACGGAGCUGGUCGAGGAAUACCCGGAGGACAGCAUGAAGGACGCAUUAGUCCAAGAGUUCAUAUACGUAGGUGUUCAGGACUGGGGCGAGCGUGGGGAUUGGCAGACUAUACACGGGCAGUCUCUGGCCAAAGCAGGGUACUCGCGGUUCAUACACGGCAAGCCAAAUGGCUCGGGCGGCUGUCUGGCCAUGCGACACGAUGACGGACUACUCAACAACGUUGACUGUGGCUCUAUCCAUCCUUUCUUCUGUGAGAAAUUACCCUAUUAGUUACUUUGGAGUCUAGAUGGACAUUUUUUUGUUGUCGGUUUUGUCAGGUUUUGAUAAAAUUUGGGAACUUUGAAGAGCUUCUCGUUUUGGGUGAAAUAAAUAAGUUAUUACGAAGAUUUCAUACAAUUUCGUAACUUAGUGGAAUAUUUUGUUAGUCAUACCUAGUGAAAUUGCGCUUAUAUUUUUACAGAAUAGGAAACUCGACCUGUCCACUAAAUAUUA
Molecule: messenger RNA, 1289 nt
Organism: Cydia pomonella (codling moth)
Lineage: Eukaryota; Metazoa; Arthropoda; Insecta; Lepidoptera; Tortricidae
Product: secretory phospholipase A2 receptor-like
Exons: 6
Coding region: 198-1067 (289 amino acids)
Source: RefSeq, a predicted model, not a curated record